Closterium sp. NIES-65 is the source of this 795-nucleotide messenger RNA. Lineage: Eukaryota; Viridiplantae; Streptophyta; Zygnematophyceae; Desmidiales; Closteriaceae. The record is from the annotation of a GenBank genome assembly.
AUGGAGGAAGAGGGUGUUCCGUCCACAACUCUGCGAGAAGUAGCUCUGCUCAAGCUACUAUCGCAGAGCAUGUACAUUGUCAGGCUGAUAGCUGUCGAGCACGUCCUCUCCAACGACAAGCCUGUUCUUUGUCUUGUAUUUGAGUUCCUUGAUACGGAUCUUAAGAAGUACAUAGAUGUCAAUGGUCGUGGCCCUGGACUUCCUUUGGAGCCGCAUAAAGUGAAGAAUUUCAUGUAUCAGCUGUGUCUUGGAGUAUCUCAUUGUCACAGCCGAGGGGUCAUGCACAGGGAUUUAAAACCACAAAAUCUUCUUGUAGAUAAAGAGAAAGGCAUUCUGAAAAUCGCAGAUUUGGGUCUUGGCCGGGCCUUCACAGUCCCACUCAAGAGCUAUACUCAUGAGAUUGUGACCUUGUGGUACCGCGCACCUGAGGUUUUGCUGGGAUCAAUCUACUACUCAACCCCUGUGGACAUGUGGUCUGUUGGAUGCAUUUUUGCUGAAAUGGCCCGCAGAGCUCCUCUGUUUCCAGGCGAUUCCGAGCUUCAGCAGCUUCUACACAUCUUCAAGAUUCUCGGGACUCCAAACGAAACCGUCUGGCCAGGCGUCACAAAGUUGAAAGACUGGCAUGACUUCCCUCAAUGGCCCCCUCAGAACCUUGCACAGUUUGUCCCCGAGUUAGAUCCCCUAGGCAUUGACUUGUUAGAGAAGUGCUUGAAGUACGACCCUGCACAAAGAAUAUCUGCCAAAGAUGCUCUCAACCACCCAUACUUUGACAGCCUUGACAAGUCCCAGUUUUAA